Messenger RNA from Maylandia zebra (zebra mbuna), 4787 nucleotides. RefSeq names its product exocyst complex component 3-like 1 (gene exoc3l1). NCBI's taxonomy places the organism in Eukaryota, Metazoa, Chordata, Actinopteri, Cichliformes, Cichlidae. Gene Ontology annotation, biological process: exocyst localization; exocytosis. Gene Ontology annotation, molecular function: SNARE binding. Gene Ontology annotation, cellular component: exocyst. The record is from RefSeq and is a predicted model, not a curated record.
GGAGAGAGAGUGUAUGUGUGUGAGAGAGAGGAAAAGAGGAAAGCCUUCAGUAGAAUGGAUAUGUGCCUUCUCUCCUCCACCCUUUCUUCUCCUUCUCCUUCUUCUUCUGCUUCCUCCUCUCCUCUUCCUCAUCAGUGUCUUCCUUCACUGUCUUCCAUCAGAUCUGCGCCCUGGGCACCUUCAGCACCGGCCCUCAGGGGAAAAGGAGACUCGUCGGGUGGAUGGGCGGCUAAAAACUGAACUCCAAUGUCAGCUGGGGAUCAGAAGAAUGGUGGUGACAAACCAGAAGACAUGGUGCCACAGCCUGAGGUGUGGCCUGAGGUGGAGAGGGCAGAGUGUUUGGCCCGCGGCGCUGCCCUGAAGUGGGCGUCGGGUGUUUUCUGUCGGCCUGAACAUCUGGAGCGACUCAGUCAAUACAGGAAGAGAGAAAGUCAGAGGACAGCGUCCGUUCACACCAGACUGAAGUCCAUGGUCCAGUCGUACCUGGAGGGAGUGGGCUGGGGUCUGGAGCAGCUCCGCGAGGCCCGGACUGAGCUGAGGGAAGUGUCACGUGAUUUGAAGAAAGCUGGACUGGAGUCUGAUCAAAACACAGAGGGGGGAAGAUCUCUGGAGAGACUGAGAGAGGUGUCUGCAAACCACAGUCAGCUCCUCACUGCCGUUAGCAACCUGCCACGACUUUACUCCGUGCGUAGCAUGGUGAUGGAGACAGAGCGCCUGGUGGAGUCCCGGCGGCUGUUGGAGGCCCAUGCCAAGCUGAUGGAUCUGGAGUACUUGCAGGAUGAUAUUCUAUGGCAGCUCAACAAGGCCGCAGGAGGUGCACUCAGCACUGAAGACCAGGAAGUGGUGGCCAAAUAUUUCUCUGGAGUCCGGCACCUGGUCGAUGCACUGGGGAAGGAGCUGUGGGCGGUGGUGAGCAGUGCUCUGGCUCUGGCCCGACAAAACCCCACGCCGUUUGUAUCCGCUGUGAGAAUUGUGGAGCGGGAGGAGGCGCUGGACCAAACUCUGCUGGAGGAGAGGGGAGGCGGCGGAGGCAACAGCAGGCCCCUACCCCCUGGACGACCUCGCUGCUGGAGAGCGUGCUUCUUCAAGGUACUAGAGGAGGCGGUGGCGGCGCGGUUUCGCAGUGUUUCCUAUCUGCACACACGUGGUCCGGGUCUGGCAGGUCACCUCUCUGCACUGCAGCACGGCAUCAUGGCCGACCUGGCCACCGUACGCCACCUGCUGGAGCACUGCGUCCCGCAACAAUACAAGCUGACUGGAGCCUACUUGAGGGCCAGCCACCGCUGUUUACAUGCCCACCUGACACAGGUUAGCAGCUGGGACCUGGAGAGCGGUGAAAUCUUCGCUGUGCUCAACUGGGUGCUGCACAUCUACAACAGCCCGGACAUGAUGGGUCAUCCUGAGCUGGUGACGGAGAUGGAGAGAGAAGAGCUGAGGCCUCUAAUCUCCACAGAGGGACUCGAGCAGCUGCAGAGCAAAUACGUGCAGAGUGUUCGGAAGAGUGUAUCUGAAUGGAUGCACAAAGCUCUGCAGGUGGAGCUGCAGGACUGGCAGAGGGACCAGGAGCCAGAUACAGACCAUGAGGGCUUCUACCAAACAAGCCUGCCCACAAUCAUCACACAGAUGCUGGAGGAGAACGCCCGGGUGGCUCUGAUGAUCGGCGAGUCCCUGCGAGAUCAGACUAUACAGAUGGGACUGUAUGAGAUGGAGAACCUCCUGAACAGGUUUCGUGAAGCUCUGGUGGAAUUCGGAAAGGAGCAUCGCAGGGAUCUGAGCAACAGCAAAAAUAAGUUCUACCUCCACUAUCUGCUGGCCUCCAUCAGCAACUGCAUCAUCCUCAAGAAGUCCACGGAGAGCCUGCAGCAGCAGCAGUCGUCCCAGUCGGCAGGCCAGUUCACUCGCACUCCUCCUAACCCUCUGGCAGCUCUGGACCGGGCGGUGCGGCGGGCGUGCCGGCUUGUCAUGGAUCAGCUCUUGCUGGAUUUGAAGCCUUUCCUCCCAGGCCUGCUCACCCGACCCUGGCUGGCUCAGGGAGACCCGACCCCCAAACUUUGCCGCGUCCUGGAGCGUCACCUGGAGCUGUACUUGCGCGUUCGGCCUCCCUGCCGGCAGCGUCUGCAGGAAGAGGCCCAGUGGCUGAUGGUGGUGGAGUACGUCAGGGCUCUGAUGCAGAAGAGGCUGGUGUGUCGUAGUGGCGAGGAGAGGAGGCAGCUCGCUCAGCAGAUGCUUCAGGACGACCAGCUGUUCAGAGAAAUCUUCCACAGCCUGAAUAUUCAUACCUGUCCGUGCGCGAUCACUCAAAGCCACACGUGCAUCGAUCUGUCUCAGCAGGAAGGUGAAGGGUCAGCACCUGAAGUGAACCCUUUGGCCUUACUCCCUGUCCUGGCCGAAUUCAUCCGCCUCAAAGACCCCAACAUGCUCACACUGGAGGUGUCUGGACUUGCAGCCAAAUAUCCUGACAUCAGUGAGGAGCACGUGUCCGUGCUGCUGGAAAUCCGAGGCGACGUCUCUCGGGACAUCAAAGGGGCUGUACUGGAUUUGCUGGAGCAGAGCGCUCCCCCUCUUCCCGUCGGAUACCGACCCAUCUUCACUGACAUCCUGGUGCCUCCCUCCACCAUGGCCUUCUGCCUGCCAACUGCCAAGUGUGCAUAGCUGCAGGGGUUUCGUGUAAAAAGCAGGGAGCUCCUAAAUAAACACUUAGAAACAGUGCUGAGCAGAGUCUCCAGCUCUCCUUAUUUAUUCAAGAUCUCGGUGAUGCACAUGAAUUUAUUUCUCCUCCAGCUUACCAGGGGUUUGAGGUGGCGACUUGCUGGUCCAGGUCUAAUAUCAGCUGCGAGGCAGGGGUUGUUUUGUUUGCCUUAAGUCUUCUAUACUUCCAGAAGUCGCUGUCAGAGUUUUCUGCAGUUUAUACAACAGAGUUAACAGGACGUGGAUGAUUUUUAAAGUCCGGUAACAGGACUAUUGUGCACUUCAUACACUCUCUGUAGCCCCAUUUGGAUGGAAUUUAUUUCUCUUUGGCAGGUUGGGUGAUUUUAUUAUCAGUCCACACCAUAUAUGACUUAUUUUUCUCUGGGGAUUAUAUUAUGAUCAAAGUGAAAAAGUAUUCAGCUUCAGGUAAGUAACCUGUUCUCUGAACUCUGUUUUCCACUUUCUCAAACUGUCACAUUAACAGCGACCAGACGCCCUGUAGUUCUGUUAUUUCUAAGCAAAUGAUAGAAGAUAAAUAAAUGUGUUCAUCUAUUAACAUUUAUUUGUUUUUUAUAUUUUUCCUACCUGAAUGUUCGUGUCCAUUACAAUGAGAGCGAAUUACUAAAGGUAAAGAAAUACAAACAGAGAAACUGAGCGACUGGGUAAAGCAAGAAGAAAUCCUGAGAUUAAAGUCAUACAAUUCUGAGAAACACACAUGUAUGAUUUGUGGGGGAAAAAUAAUAUCAACACAAGAAAGAAAAGGAAAACAGAAUUUUUAUGAUGGGAAAAACAUCUAAUUUAACAAUUUCCAAGUAAAAUGUAGGUAAAAUUUAUAUCUUUCAAUUUGUUUAAAUAUCUUUAAAAGGAAAUGUUAGAACACAAGCAACAGCUUUCCAGUCAUUAAGAGAAACAACAAACUACGUUUCAAAAGGAGUUUAAAUACUGUGAUUUUCCCUUAACCUUCAAUAGUCUCGAUACGCUGUCAUAUUUUCACAGACUUUAAAAAGCUGUUGAUGUUAUUCGUGUCCAAAUGGGACUUUUGGUUCAGGUUUAAAGUGACAAACAGCACAAACAGGCCUGCACGCUGCCUUCGUUCUUCUUCAUUACCCACCAUGUUACUGGUUAAACGUUAUUUCUGCUUCCUGUCACUUUAAAGAGUCAGCGCUGAGCAUUGCUUUGACCUGCAUGAGUAAAAUCUCACAUCAGCAUAAACGUUUCUAUGUGAAACAAACAAUCUGCCUGGAUAAACUGCACCAAAGUUUUUUGAUCAUUUCUUUGUGAGAAAACAUUUUUAAGACUCAAAUUGCUGCAUAUUAGAUAUCUUUAUAUAAACUAAAAACUUCCUACUGAAAAAAAAGACACUUUUAAACUUUUUUUGUGGAGAUUUUCUUCUGAUUUGAGGGAAGACAGAGGUUAUGGGACAGAUUUAUGAUAUUCAGAUAAAGCAUAACUCUUAUGUAAUGUAUAUUGAAAACCAAAGCUUUCAAAAUGAAAGAAAAAGACAUGAAAUAAAGAAAUGAUCAUAUAGAAAGUGGCAUUAUGAAAGAAAAGUGACAAAAAAAUAAAAGAUGAGAAUGAAAUUAAACUGAAAAUAAGAAAUAUUAAAUACGUGGUUGGAUUAUUAAUAAAAAUGAGACACUGAUGAAUCAUUAAAUAUAUAAGUGACAUAAAAUAUAAAAAUAUGACAUGAAACAAUGGCAUUAUGCAUUGAAAUGUUAAAAUUAAGGUGACAUAAAAAUGGAUGAUAAAUUAGGAAAGUGCAUACAUUAAAAAAAAGAACAAAUGAAAGUGUGUAUAAGUUAUAGUUUAUUAUUUAAAGAUGAACGUGGUUUCUCUUUGAGAUUUCCCAGCUGUGAACAUCCCACCAGAGCAGCUGCUCUGUAAUCACUCUGAAACUGUGUUUUCAUUUCAAGCUUGCUGUUUGUACCAAAUGUUGUUUAUCUCAUUUUUUUAGAAAGUAUUUAUUGUAUUUAUGUAACAAAGUCAACUGUUGUCUUUUGUUUGGUGUUUUGUUAUUGGUUUUACAUUUCUGGUUCAAAGCCUCUAAAGAGCAUAAAGUCUGUUCCAUAAGUGUUUUAAUAAAGUCUUUAUCAAGUAAA